CUUGUAGAUCUUCUGUGGAAACAAAAUUCUGCAAUAUUGCCUGUAGAAGUAUCGUAGUCUGUGGUAUACUAUAAAAAAAAAAACAAAAAGAAAACAAUAUGGCAGAAGGAAGACCGAGUUCAGAGUUUCACUCUUUUUAGAAAUUGAGAAAUAAAUUGAAAAUUAUAUAGACUUAAACAUUAAUAUUAUGAUAAGUGUUUUGUUACCUAUUAAUGUGCAUUUGUAAUUGUAAAUAAGCAAUCAUGUUAAAGGAUAAAGGGCAAGUCACUUUUGAAGAUAAAUGGCCAUCAAUGCGCCCUAUAGUCUUAAAAUUAUUAAAACAAGAAACUGUUUCCCAAAUCGAAUGGCAAGAUCUUUUCGGGGCGGUGCACUCAGUGUGCCUGUGGGAUGAAAGAGGCCCAUACAAAGUCAGGGAAGCACUCCAGCAGGACAUUAUGAUGUAUAUCAAACAGGCUCAGGCUCGAGUUCUUGCCCAGCGUGAAGACCAAGCACUACUUAAAGCUUACAUUGCUGAAUGGGGGAAAUUUUUCACUCAGUGCAACUAUUUGCCCACACCAUUCCGUCAAUUGGAGAGUUCCAUUAAUAACAUAAGCAAAGUAGCGAGUGCAAAUGCUUCAAACUCACAAAAAAAGAAUAACAACAAUAAUAUAGAGGAAAGUUUAGUGAGGAAAUUGAUGUUGGAUUCAUGGAACCAGAGUAUCUUUAUGGAUAUUAAGCAAAGGCUUCAAGAUUCUGCCAUGAAACUUGUACAAGCAGAACGCAAUGGUGAAUCUUUUGACUCCCAGUUAGUUAUUGGGGUAAGAGAGUCAUAUGUUAAUUUAUGCUCAAAUUCUAUUGAUAAGCUUCAAAUAUAUAGAGAUAAUUUUGAGGCUGCUUAUAUGCAAGCAACUGAAGAAUUUUAUAAAUUUAAGGCAAAUGAACAUUUGCUUGCCAAUGGUGUGCAAUCAUACAUGAGAUACGCUGAUCAACGUCUUAAGGAGGAAGAAGCUCGGGCCCAUCGGUACUUAGAACCAGGAAGUGGAAGUGUAGCUGCACUCACUCAGUGUUGUGAAAAAGUUCUAAUAGGUGAGCAUCUGCCAACAUUGUUAGCAGAGAGUGCUCCUUUAAUAAAAGCUGGAGAAACAGAAAAGCUUCAGCUUAUGUUUCGUCUUCUCGAUAGAGUCCCUGAAGGUGUUACACCUGUAUUAAGGGAUUUAGAAGCUCACAUUGUGUCAGCUGGGUUGGCAGAUAUGGUAGCUUCUGCCGAUAUAAUAACAUCUGACUCUGAGAAGUAUGUUGAGCGACUACUAGAUCUAUUUAAGAGAUUCAGUACUUUAGUAAAGGAUGCUUUCUUGGAUGAUCCAAGGUUCUUGACCGCCAGAGAUAAGGCAUACAAGUGUGUUGUGAAUGAUACUACUGUGUUCAAAUUGGAAUUGCCAUCCUCAGCACUUUUACGUGGCAGCAAAGGCACAGCACCUGAAAGUAAAUGCCCAGAACUACUUGCUAACUACUGUGAUAUGUUGUUGCGUAAAACACCUUUGAGCAAAAGGUUAACUAGUGAGCAAAUUGAGUCUAGGUUAAGAGAUGUAUUAUUAGUGCUGAAAUACAUUGAAAACAAAGAUGUCUUCAUGAGAUAUCACAAAGCACACCUCACUAGGAGGUUAAUAUUAGACUCCAGUGCAGAUUCUGAAAAAGAGGAAGAUAUGGUUGAAUGGCUACGUGAAGUUGGUAUGCCAGCUGACUAUGUCAACAAGUUAGCUCGUAUGUUUCAAGAUAUUAAGGUCAGCGAAGAUCUUAAUACUCAAUUUAGGGGAGAAACUACUAGGCAUGAUGCAAUUAAUAUUAAAAUACUCAAUGCUGGUGCAUGGGCCCGUGGCUCGGAGAGAGUCACUGUUAGUCUGCCACUAGAACUAGAGGACUAUAUACCGGAAGUAGAAGACUUUUAUAAGAAGAAGCACUCUGGCAGGAAAUUGCAAUGGUAUCACCAUAUGAGUAAUGGAACCAUUACAUUUGCCAAUUCAGUGGGUAGAUUUGAUUUGGAUGUUACAACUUUCCAAAUGGCUGUAUUGUUUGCUUGGAAUCAGAGACCUAUGGAAAAAGUAACUUACGAAAACUUAAGACUUGCGACUGAAUUGCCCGAUCCAGAGUUAAGGCGGACUUUAUGGUCGUUAGUUGCUUUUCCUAAACUUAAACGACAGCUGUUAUGCUAUGAACCUAUUGUACAAAAUCCCAAAGAUUUUUCAGAAAAUACAAUUUUUUGGGUUAAUCAAGAAUUUGCCCUUAUUAAAAAUGGAAAGCCACAGCGACGGGGAAAGAUUAAUUUAAUUGGAAGGCUCCAACUUAGUACUGAACGUUCACAAUUAGAAGAUAAUCAUUCCAUUGUUCAGCUAAGAAUUCUACGAACUCAAGAAGCUAUAAUAAAGAUCUUAAAGAUGCGAAAACGGAUCACAAACACAGCCCUUCAGAGUGAACUUAUUGAAAUCCUGAAGAAUAUGUUCCUUCCGUCGAAAAAAAUGAUAAAAGAACAGUUAGAGUGGCUCAUUGAGCACAAGUACAUGCGACGCGACGAUGAGGAUAUCAACACUUUUAUAUACAUGGCCUAACAACCUCUCAAGUGUAUGUGAAUAUCAAAUAAAUUAUUUACUCAAGAUCA
This is a messenger RNA of Pararge aegeria (speckled wood butterfly), 2632 nucleotides long. RefSeq names its product cullin-5 (gene Cul5). Gene Ontology annotation, molecular function: ubiquitin protein ligase binding. The record is from RefSeq and is a predicted model, not a curated record. Lineage: Eukaryota; Metazoa; Arthropoda; Insecta; Lepidoptera; Nymphalidae. The transcript has 4 exons. The coding region runs from base 243 to 2582 and encodes 779 amino acids. Gene Ontology annotation, biological process: protein ubiquitination; SCF-dependent proteasomal ubiquitin-dependent protein catabolic process. Gene Ontology annotation, cellular component: SCF ubiquitin ligase complex; Cul5-RING ubiquitin ligase complex.